Fusarium musae is the source of this 831-nucleotide messenger RNA. RefSeq lists its product as uncharacterized. Bases 1 to 831 code for a protein of 276 amino acids. The record is from RefSeq and is a predicted model, not a curated record. The transcript is spliced from 2 exons. NCBI's taxonomy places the organism in Eukaryota, Fungi, Ascomycota, Sordariomycetes, Hypocreales, Nectriaceae.
AUGAAGUUAUUCACACUCCUUUUCACCUCUCAUCUCCUUUGGAGCGCGAGGGCCUUCCUUGCUUACGAGGAAUCUGCGGUCAAGCGGUUAGUGGAGGAGUAUGACCUACCCGAGGCCUGCGCAAAGGUCAUGUUGACGGACAUCGACUGCGAUGCCAGCCUCGAUGACGCGGGAAGUACCGGAUGGCAAGGCUCAAUUGAAGAGGAUGACGAUUUCAAGAUCACCGACAGUAUCUGCGCCAAAAGGUGCGGCGACUCCCUGAACAAAUGGACCGCGUCCUUUGCCAAAUACUGCGAGCCAGAAGGAUUACGCCCAGGCAAUAUGGUGGAGGGCCGAAGACAGAUUUGCGACAAGGAUGCCAAGACCGGAAAAUACUGCAACGCUAUCAUCGAUUCAUUCCCCGAGUUGGACGAUGAUGAAGAACUUCCUGCCAAGUACCUCUGCGAGCCUUGCUACGUCCGACGUCUCUGGGGGUUCGACAUCAGCAAUUACAGCCCCGCCAACAGUUGGAUCGUCACCCAACGGGAACGUAUGGACGAGCUAUGUCCCAAGUCAGUGCUGGUUGAGAAAAAGGCGUCAACUAUUCUGCCGCACACGGGUACGAUGGCGCAGCCUUGGUUAGAGUCCACGCAGACUCCGAGCAAUGUCAAUAGUGAAGUUGAGACCACUCCAACUCCGGAGAGUACCGAGACUGCUUCUUCAACCACGACUGAAGCUCCUUCUGCCACUGCGCCGGCUGAGAGUAACGCGGCUGAUAGCCUUGGAAAUGGUUGGCUGAGAGGCCAUUGGGCACCAUUGGUCCUUUUGGGGAUGAAUGUCUUUUGGCUCUGA